Salvia hispanica is the source of this 1680-nucleotide messenger RNA. Its product is annotated as protein HEAT INTOLERANT 4-like. Gene Ontology annotation, biological process: regulation of cellular response to heat. The record is from RefSeq and is a predicted model, not a curated record. NCBI's taxonomy places the organism in Eukaryota, Viridiplantae, Streptophyta, Magnoliopsida, Lamiales, Lamiaceae.
CAUCCAAUUUCACAUCCCUCAAAUUCAAAUUUCGGCACCUCUCUUCGAAAACCCUAGCGCUCUCCAUCCAUCUCCCGCUCACACUCUCUCUCUCUACAGAGGCGAUGAGGAAGGGAACCAAGCGCAAGGCUAAGGCGAAGCCUGAAGAGGAUCAGAAAAACGAGGCGAGCCAAUCGCCAGCUGAAGAAACCAACUCGGAGGGCCCCAGCCGCAAUGCUGAGCUGGAUCCGAGCAGAGGCGCAGCUGGAAAGGCCGGCCGGAAGCGAGCUAAGGUUGUUAAGCCGGAAACAGAGACUGAGUAUUUCGCUGAGAAGCGCAAUUUGGAGGAUCUCUGGCAGCAGGUUUUUCCGGUAGGCACAGAGUGGGAUCAGUUGGACAUGGUGUAUGAGUACAAGUGGAACUUCACUAAUUUGGAAGAAGCUCUUGAAGAAGGUGGAGAGUUACAUGAUAAGAAGGUCUACCUCUUCGGCUGUACAGAGCCUCAAUUGGUUCCUUUCAAAGAUCAAUCCAAAGUUAUAAUGAUACCUGUUGUGGUUGCUGUGGUAUCACCUUUUCCCCCAUCUGACAAAAUUGGUAUCAAAUCAGUCCAGAGGGAGACUGAAGAAAUAGUGCCCAUGAAGCAGAUGAAAAUGGAUUGGGUCCCUUAUAUACCUCUUGAGAAAAGGGAAUCUCAAGUUGAAAAACUUAAAAACUCUCAGAUUUUCAUCUUGAGCUGUAACCAAAGGAGGGCUGGUUUAAGACAUCUGAAGAUUGAGCGUGUAAAGAAGUUUGAGUACUGCUUACCUUAUUUCUACGAUCCCCUUAAGGAAGAUGAACUAGAGCAAAGCACAGUGGUUGACCUUUUAUUUCCUAUUGAUCCAAAGCCGGUUUUCUGCGAGUAUGAUUGGGAACUUGAUGAGCUAGAGGAGUUCACUGAUAAUCUGAUUGCGGCGGAGGAGUUGCCUGCAGAUCAAAAGGAGCCCUUUAAGAACUAUGUGAAGGAGAAAGUUCGUGAAGCUAAAAAAGCUAACCGUGAGGCAAGGGAAGCCCGUAAAAAGGCACGGGAAGAAUUGAGCCAAGAAACAAGGGAUGCAUAUAAGGAUAUGAAAUUCUACAAAUUUUAUCCAGUACCUUCACCUGACACUCCGGAUGUAUCUGGUGUGAAGGCUCCCUUCAUUAACAGAUACUAUGGGAAGGCACACAAGGUUAUAUGACAUGCUAUACGAAAUGGGAGCAACAGUUAGUUGAUGUCCGUUGUCAGUCUGCUUAGAGAUGGGAGUAAACUCAGAAAUCUAUGGAAUUUCCAAAUGCCAUGGGCAAUUCAUUGAGGGCGGAGUUCAGAGUUUCGUCCUUUAAUGGUGUAUAAGUUUUAGAAGUGAAGAGAACUAGGGAUAAUGGGUAUCAAACAGCCAACUUUAUCUUCGUGUUGGCACGCAUGUUUCUGUAUUGAUAUGAGAUGUCAAUUUAUGUGAAAGUUGAUUAGAAAAGUUGUAAAACCCCUUAGUUAAUCGUGACUUUCACUACUAAGCAAACAAUUUUGACAGUUUGCACUUUGCAGUCUGCAGUUUUUUCCUAUUCCUGUUUGUAUUAAACUGAGUUGUCAGUGAUCGGUUGUUUUUGUGUAACAAAGAAGAGGCAAUUUCAUGAUAUAAUUGAUCUUGAAGCUCCUUCAAGAGUGAUAGCUUCUAUUGCUUCGUGCCA